Molecule: messenger RNA, 255 nt
Organism: Phaedon cochleariae (mustard beetle)
Lineage: Eukaryota; Metazoa; Arthropoda; Insecta; Coleoptera; Chrysomelidae
Source: the annotation of a GenBank genome assembly
AUGAAUACUGCAGUCAACAUUGGUGUGGAAGACAUGACUUCAACAGUUGUUAGAUAUGGGUUAUAUCUUGGAGCCAUUUUUCAAAUCCUGUGUUUAGCAGCUUGCAUUUUCAUGUCAGAUAAACCAGAUGAUAACAGCUCUUGGGGUUCACGUGUUGACAGUGAUGAUGAAAGUUCAGAACAUAGCACCCCACAAAAUACUCCCAGGAGACCUUAUCACAAGUCCAGGAAACAAGAAAAGAAGAAGCGUCGUUAA